Molecule: messenger RNA, 1204 nt
Organism: Lethenteron reissneri (Far Eastern brook lamprey)
Lineage: Eukaryota; Metazoa; Chordata; Hyperoartia; Petromyzontiformes; Petromyzontidae
Gene: RMI2
Product: RecQ mediated genome instability 2
Biological process (GO): negative regulation of double-strand break repair via homologous recombination; DNA repair; maintenance of rDNA
Cellular component (GO): cytosol; nuclear speck
Source: RefSeq, a predicted model, not a curated record
CUCGCUCGUUCUCUCGCUGAUUAAAGCUUCAAACUCGCGUGGGGCAAUGCGAGACGCGAACUUGCGACGUUUCAAGAGAUCUGCAAACUCUGCCGCUCGUAGAAACAUCGAAACGUGAAGCCCCCAAGGAAGACGCGGGGCCCAAGUCUGCCACAACGACCGCCUCCUAUUAGACCCUUACGCCAUCAAUAACUUCUCGUCGCUUUCCUUCUCUACGAUUAAAUGUGCCGAGAUUGUUCCCUGAGCGGCUUUAUAUUCGUUCAGUUGCCUUCGCUGUUUCUCCCGAGGCUGCACUCAGCUUAUAACUCGUUCUUUUAGUCGAGGGGCAAUUCGUUAUUGCAUUGGUGUGGCCCACAGUGCAGCUGAUUAUUCCUUCAGCUGCCUUCAUUCAUUCGCCUGUUGUCACUGUCUUCAUUCGCCCGCCGUCAUUGUCUUCAUUCGCCUGCCGUCACUAUCUUCAUUUAAAGCCACUUCGAUUUCAUCCACGCCUUCACUUCCAUUCAUUUCACUCCAUGUGCCCGCCUGCAGUAGUUCAUUCACUACACCAAUCCACACACUCCCAUCCAUCCCUCCAUCCCUACGUCCAAGCUGUAGGAAAUCCAUCAGUGGAGAGAGACAGAGAGAAGCAAGAGGGAAUGUCAGCGCCAGUCAUCGCCGUGCCGCUUAAAGUCCUCGCCGUGCAGCUCUCCGCCUGCCCCGGUGCCCGGCCCGACGACGACGACGAGAAGCCCCCCCACACGUGCGCCGUGACCCGGGGCCGUGGAGCAACACAGACCGGGUUCGAACCCAGGCCCGGCUGCUCGCCCUUGCGGGCGUCCUACGUGUGGAUGCAGGGAGACGUCGUGUCCGUGGGGGAGAGCCACGGUGGCUCGGCCAGGAUCUCUGACGGCACCGGGGAGUUCACAGUGCGUGGGUUGGACGCCGUGCCCAGGGGCAGUUCUUGCCUGGCUCCAGGCGAGUACGUGCUGGUGUACGGCGCAAUCGUCUCCUGUGGCCCGGACAUUAUCAUCAAGGCCACCAAGGUGACGGGGCUGACGAGCAACCCGUCCCACAGGGCCAUGUGGAGGGCAGAAGUGGCCGACCUGCAGCAGAACCUCCCCUGAGCGACUAGCAGGAAGCCACGCACACCGGUCUCAUCGUCAUCACCACCAGCACAAUGCAAUCUACCCACAAUGUCUAGACAGGUGCCUACCCCCCCCCCCCC